GCUUCACCUGGGGAAGAAGGCAAGGUUUGUACAGAAGGGGCGUGACCGUGCCCCCAACCACCCCUGCCCCAGCGCUUGAGGCGGAGCGUCCCGUGGGGAGGUGUUUCCCGGGACCAGGGCGUCCCUUUGCGAGACCUGGGCAGGAUGGCUCGGAAUCGCGCGGCCGGCAGGGAGCCGCGGGGACGCAUACUGCGUAGCCGGAAGGCCAAGGACAAGAGCACGGCCCGGCGUGAGGAGAAGGCGGCAGGUGUCUUUGAAGAUGAGAAACCUCUAAAAAAGAGCCUUCUCUCAAAAGUUUCACAAGGAAAGAGGAGAAAAGGCCGCAGUGAUCCUGGGGGUCCAGCAGAUAGCCCAGCAAAAAAGAAAGUGGCCAAGGUGACUGUUAAAUCGGAAAACCCCGAAGUUAUAAAGGAUGAAGCCCUCAGUGAUGAGGAAGAUUUCAGGGACUUCUCAAGUUCCCCCAAGAAGACACAUCAUCCAAAGAAAGAGGCCACUGUGGAUGGAGGCAGCUGGGAAGGAGAUGAGGAGGAGGAAAGUGAAGAUGAUUGGGAAGAGGUAGAAGAGCUUAGUGAGCCUGUGCCAGCUGAUGUGGGAGCAAAUGCAGCCUUCUCUAAAUCUGUUCUGCCUAUGAAGCCAGUGGAGAUAGAGAUUGAAACGCCAGAGCAGGUGAAAGCACGAAAAAGAAGUGAAAAGAUAAAAAUGGAGUUUGAAACACAUCUUCGGAGGAUGAUGAAACGUUUCAAUAAAGAAGUCCAUGAGGAUACACACAAGGUUCACCUUCUGUGCCUGUUAGCAAAUGGCUUCUAUCGAAGUAGCAUCUGCAGCCAGCCAGAUCUGCUUGCCAUUGGCCUGUCCAUCAUCCCAGCUCGCUUUACUGGAGUGCCACCUGAGGCCAUGGAUAUCGGCUACCUGUCAAACCUGGUGAAAUGGUUCAUUGGAACAUUUACGGUUAAUGCAGAUCUUUCAAUCAAUGAGCAGGAUGGCCUACUGACUACGCUGGAGAGGAGAUUUGCUAUUUACUCUGCGCGAGAUGAUGAAGAACUGGUCCACAUAUUUCUGCUGGUCCUCCGGGCCCUACAACUCCCAACCCGACUGGUAUUGUCUCUACAGCCAAUUCCUCUGAAGUUACCAGCAGCAAAGGGAAAGAAACUAUCCAAGGAGAGACCCGCAGUGGGCCCUGGAGGCCCCUCAGAAACUUCCAGCCCCAUUCCAAGCAACCAGACCAAAGCAAAGACCAGCAGAGGAACCAGACAAGAGGACACUUCUCGGGGACCUGGGGAUCCAAGUGCCAAAGGGAAGAGGAGCAAGGCAGCCAGAGUCAGGAAGAGACGGAGAGAGCCCUCCUCCAGUGGGAAAGAGGAGGAGCAGGAGGAGGAGGAGAGGGAGCCCCAGAGCCGUCGGAAGGGCCGGGAGCAGCGGGUGGCCGCCAGGCUGUCUUACAGAGAGGAGAGUGGGAGUGGCGAGGCCAGCAGUGGCUCCGACUUCGAGCCCUCCAGUGUGGAGGGCUGUCCAUCGGACGAGGAUUUUGAGCCUGCCCUUUCAAGGCAGAGGAGGGCCCUGGCCCCCCAGAGGACAAAGCAAGGGUCCAAGAAUGACUCCAGGACCCCACUUGGUAGCCUCCCCGAGCAUAAGCCCCCUGGCUUUCCAGCAGCAUCUGCGAGUCCUUCAAGCAGUAAGAGGAAGAGAGGCAAGAAAAUUUCCAGUGAUGGCGAGCAGGCCGAGAAUGGGAAAGCAGCUGGUGUAGACCAGUGGCUAGAGGUGUUCUGUGAGCAGGAGGAAAAGUGGGUGUGCGUGGACUGUGUGCAUGGUGUGGUGGACCAGGCUUUCACCUGUUACAGAUAUGCCACCAGACCCGUGACCUAUGUCGUGGGCAUUGACAGUGACGGCUCGGUCCGGGAUGUCACCCAGAGGUACGACCCAGUCUGGAUGACGGUGACCCGCAAGUGCCGGGUUGAUGCCAAGUGGUGGGCUGAGACCUUGAGGCCGUACCGGAGCGCGCUGGUGGAAAGGGAGGAGGAAGAAGACUUGGAGUUUCAGGCAAAACAUCUAGACCAGCCCUUGCCCACGGUCAUCGGUUUGUAUAAGAACCACCCUCUGUAUGCCCUGAAGAGGCAUCUCCUGAAAUAUGAGGCCAUCUACCCUGAGACCGCCACAGUCCUUGGCUUUUGUCGUGGAGAAGCCGUCUACUCCAGGGACUGCGUGCACACCCUGCACUCCAGGGACACGUGGCUGAAACAAGCGCGAGUGGUGAGGCUUGGAGAAGUGCCCUACAAGAUGGUGAAAGGCUAUUCCAACCGGGCCCGGAAAGCCCGCCUCGCCUUGCCUGAGCUGCAGGACCAGAAUGACCUGGGCCUGUUUGGCCAUUGGCAGACGGAGGAGUACCAGCCACCUGUGGCUAUGGACGGCAAGGUCCCCCGGAAUGAAUUUGGGAAUGUAUACCUCUUCCUGCCCAGCAUGAUGCCUAUUGGCUGUGUCCAGCUGAACCUGCCCAACCUGCACCGUGUGGCUCGAAGGCUGGGCAUCGACUGUGUCCCGGCUGUCACUGGCUUUGAUUUCCAUAAAGGCUACUCCCAUCCCAUCACUGACGGGUACAUAGUCUGUGAGGAAUACAGAGACGUGCUCCUGGCUGCCUGGGAAAGUGAGCAGGAGCUCAUGGAAAAGAAGGAGAAGGAGAAAAGGGAGAAGCGGGCUCUGGGGAACUGGAAGCUUCUGGUCAAAGGGCUGCUCAUCAGGGAGAGGCUGAAGCUUCGCUAUGGGGCCAAGAAUGAGGCAGUGGCUGCCCAAGCACAAGCUGGAGGUGGACUCUCUUCUGAUGAAGAGGGAGGGAGCAGCUCUCAAGUGGAAGCGGCCAGGAUACUGGCUGCCUCCUGGCCUCAAAACCGAGAGGCUGAAGAGCAGAAGCCCACGUGCCCUAGGAAGACCAGAAGGGAAAGGAAGGAGGCAGCCUCCCACUUGUUCCCCUUUGAGAGGCUGUGAUGUGAGUGGCCAACUGUCCUAGGUACAUUCUGCAGAGCAGGCCCCACACCUGCCCAGGGGAGGUGGAGGGUGGGCAGGCAGGCCCAGGGUGAUGGCAUCACCCCCUGGAAGGCACAGCUGCAGGUGAGGUCCAGGAUAGGAAGAGGUGAGCUGAGGCGCUGCCACAGUCCUAAAGCUUUAGAGCUACGGAACACUUCCCCAGCUCUCCUGCCGCCUAGACCUUGAUCUUCCUCUUUGGAAACACUAGUUCUUUCAUAGAAACCCCUGGAAUAUUUUGGAUCCCUUCUGUCCAGGCCACUCAUUUUCCCUCAUGAAUCAGGCUUACUAAUCCUGCUGCCUUGGAGUAUGGGAGAGAGCAAAUGGGAAGUACAGGCCAUCUCAGGGUAAGGUACCACGGGGAUCUACUUUUUGAAGUAACAUUUCUGGAUGACAGAAGUCUAGAGCAAAGAGCUGAGAUCAGGAAAGAAAACUGCUAAUUGAGAAAAUAAUGUUACUAAAAGUAGAUCAGUGUUAAACUACAUUUUAUUCAUUACUGGAUAAAUUUAUAAAGCUCUAUGCACUGUAGAUACUCAGGAGAAAUCAUUUUUAUAACUUUGAGAACAAAAUAAAGCAUUUAUCUAAAAAUA
This is a messenger RNA of Manis javanica (Malayan pangolin), 3602 nucleotides long. RefSeq names its product XPC complex subunit, DNA damage recognition and repair factor (gene XPC). The record is from RefSeq and is a predicted model, not a curated record. Gene Ontology annotation, cellular component: cytoplasm; nucleus; XPC complex. Gene Ontology annotation, molecular function: damaged DNA binding; single-stranded DNA binding. Gene Ontology annotation, biological process: mismatch repair; nucleotide-excision repair. NCBI's taxonomy places the organism in Eukaryota, Metazoa, Chordata, Mammalia, Pholidota, Manidae.